UGUAUAUGUCUGUACCCCCCCCUGCUGGCUCAACUAAUGUAGUGAUUUGUUUCUGAAAGCUGAAAUAUUUCAUCAAACUCCAAUAUCACAUCCUAACAAUGCUUUUUUUGGUUAACCAUUAUGACAAAAACAAAUCAUUGGCCUGUUCAUUGGCCGUAACAUGAGUGUGUGGGUCGGUCUGUUCAGAGACAGCUGGAGGUGGUCAGAUGGGAGUGAUUUCUCUUUCAGAUACUGGGAUAUGCAGUUAUUCAAUGAUGAACAAAGCAACAAGACAUGUGCUAUGACUCUGUUAAACAGAUCAGGAAAAUGGAGCUCUGAUGAAUGUGACAAAGAAAAACCCUUCUUCUGUCAUGAUGAUAAAUUGAUCCUGAUCAAAGAAAACAAGACCUGGGAGGAGGCCUUGGAUUACUGCAGAACAUUUCACAGGGACCUGGUUUCCAUCACUAACCCUCAAGAACAGGGAUGGGUGCAAGACAAAGCAAGCAACGCCUCGAGUCCUUUUGUCUGGCUCGGCCUGCGCUACUCCUGCACUCUGGAUCUGUGGUUCUGGGUCAAUGAUCAGCUGGUCUGCUCUGAGAAGUGGGGCAAAAAUGGAAUGACUGAAGAGUGUGACGUGGCUGUGGGCAUGCAGAGUGGAGGACAGUAUGAGUGGUUCAGUCAGACAGACAAUGAGAUAUUUAAUUUUGUUUGUUUCAAAUAAGACUCCAUUUAUUACAGACUUCAUUCUGGAGUGAAUUUUUUGAUUUUGUAGUUUUCCGCUGUGUGAGUUUUUGGUGAUGGG
Messenger RNA from Oreochromis niloticus (Nile tilapia), 781 nucleotides. RefSeq names its product macrophage mannose receptor 1-like. The coding region runs from base 161 to 700 and encodes 179 amino acids. The transcript is spliced from 2 exons. Lineage: Eukaryota; Metazoa; Chordata; Actinopteri; Cichliformes; Cichlidae. The record is from RefSeq and is a predicted model, not a curated record.